AUGUCGUCAAAGGAAAUAUACUUCAACCUUCCUUCUACAUCCCUUCCCGCCUCAGUCACAUUCAUCAGCGCCCUCGGUCUCAAUAAGAGAAGCGGGUGGCCGGCUGAUCAUUCGCAGUGCUUCGUAUUCCGCGAAGGAGUUGGCAUUUUCUACCACGACCACAAAACCUACAAACCCUGGCUCCCAGAGAAUGUCGACAUCGCAGACGCUAAGAGAGUCUGUGGGUGCAUCAUUACCUUGACAGCUGAUUCAAAGGCCGCUGUGGACGAUAUGAUCAACAAGGCAAUCGAGGCAGGGGGCAGCUUUCCAAUUAUCCACAGGAGCGUCCCUGCUCUUAAGGCAGCAUCUGCAAUGCCGCCUACAUCUCCAUGA
Molecule: messenger RNA, 372 nt
Organism: Rhinocladiella mackenziei CBS 650.93
Lineage: Eukaryota; Fungi; Ascomycota; Eurotiomycetes; Chaetothyriales; Herpotrichiellaceae
Exons: 1
Coding region: 1-372 (123 amino acids)
Source: RefSeq, a predicted model, not a curated record